AUGCUGAAACAUUCUCUGAUCCUGAUUCUGAUCCUUGUGGUUGCAGUCUGCUGUUUUGCCGCGGAAUUGCCAGGAAAUGCCUACUUGCCACCAUUGAGACAUUAUCAGCAGCUUCCCGAUGAUAUUCGCCCAGCUGACAAUGGAUUUCCCGUCGACAUUGGCCAGGAUUCGUUUGAGAGGUACGCACCCAUCUUCGUGGACUAUCCGGAAGUGCAUCCUUUGCUCAGAGAGCAGCAGGAAUACGCAUUGGAUCUGCCCUUCGAGGAGAAACACCAUUAUCGGAAGACAUCAGGUCCUGAAAGUGAUGCUGCCGCCAAUCGAAAUUGGUAG
Messenger RNA from Drosophila teissieri, 330 nucleotides. RefSeq lists its product as uncharacterized. The record is from RefSeq and is a predicted model, not a curated record. Lineage: Eukaryota; Metazoa; Arthropoda; Insecta; Diptera; Drosophilidae. Bases 1 to 330 code for a protein of 109 amino acids. The transcript has a single exon.